Molecule: messenger RNA, 3684 nt
Organism: Plectropomus leopardus (leopard coralgrouper)
Lineage: Eukaryota; Metazoa; Chordata; Actinopteri; Perciformes; Serranidae
Biological process (GO): regulation of gene expression
Cellular component (GO): nucleus
Source: RefSeq, a predicted model, not a curated record
AGCACAUACAAACAGGCAGACAGUAAAUGAAACGCUCGUCGGUCACAUUGCAGAGUGUGGAUCUGGUCACGCCCGUGCACCGCAGCAGCAGCAGCAGCAGCAGCCGUCCGUCGCGCGCAUCUGUCCCCGUGCAGGAGCAGCAGCAGACAGCUGGAGCUGGCGAUGAUGGCGGACUGUGUUGGCUUUCAGGCGCAAAUCGCCUCGAUUAUCGAGGUACUGGCCAAUUCGGCGGUGGCGGAGAUCUGCAAACUGGUGGACGAUGGCUACGCGGCGCUGCGCUCUCAGAUGGACCAGGAGCGCGAGAAGAGCGAGAAGGAGAUCGAUGCCCUGCGGCACAAACUGCGAGAAAUCGACGUUAAGAUGCGGAGCUACGAGAGGAAGAUGAGGAGACGAAGUCAGCGCGAGGAAACGCACGCCGUUCAUUUUAGGCCACCCGAAGGAGAUGAUGACCAUCAGCCUGUGGUGGCACCUCCUCCUGACACGCCUGAAGAAAAACCCUUCCAUCACAUUUCAGUGCAGGCGGAGACCAAUAUGUUUCUGGUGAAGCAGGAGAAAGUGGAGCGAGAUGACUGCAACCUGGACCUGAAGGUGGAGGUGAACAUCAGGGCCGAGUGUGGCCUGUCUACAGCAGUGGAGCCCAGUGAGGAGCCUCCACCCACUGAUAUUGUUCUUGACACCAGUGUCACUAACAUCCCCUCCUCCACCACCCAGCCCUCCUCCUCCCCCACUGAGGCCACCAUGGACCUGACCUGCAGGCCUCGAGCCAAACGUAAAGCCACCAUGCCUGUGGGCAACACUUUGACAGUCAGCAAUGGGGGGGUCACAGGCCCUGAGGCCGCUCGCAGGGACCUUGGUGAGGGCCUCACAGAUGGUGCUCUGAAGUCAGAGAUCCAAACAGACAAUGUUGCAGAGGAUGAACUCCAUCCCUCCCAGCUCUCAGCCCCUGUAGCCUCAGAUGAGCCCAGCCCUGACCGCCUCAACAGCCUGGGUCUGGACCUGGCCUGGAUGCAGGAGAGGGUCAGCCAUCUCGGCGCAGCGUACGCAGUAGCACAGCUUGGUUUGGGGAACACAGAGACUGGCCACCCCUCUGCCUCCUUCCCCGCACAGGGAGGAGGAGACAGUCUAGAUAGCCCUCCGACCAUGCUUUUCACAGGUGGCGCUCAUGAAAUGGCUGCUUUCGCCGCCUCCUUUGACAUGGCUGCGGCUGCAGCCGCGGCUGCUGCAGUCGCAGCUGCACCGCCUCCACCACCUCCUCCACCCCUUCCCCCCGCAGCUCCUCCUGCCACCACGACCAGCCAGAGGCGGCCUUACAGAAGCAGCGCUGCUGCUGCUAAAGAGCCCGUGGUGUGCGCUGUUUGUGGGCGUGUCUUCCCCACUGCAGCCUCUCUGGAGCUGCACCAACGUGUGCACACAGGAGAGAGGCCCUACACAUGCCCCCACUGUGGAAAGGGCUUCGCCCAGCCCAACAACCUGCGGGUCCACCUCCUCAUCCACACUGGGGAGAGGCGUUAUCGCUGUUCACUGUGUGGGAAGAGUUUCAUCUCGUCCAGCCACCUGAAGAGGCACCGCACGGUCCACACGCAGGAGAAGCCGUACAGCUGCUCUCGCUGUGGACAGUCCUUCAGCCAAAUGUGUAGCGUUCGCAGACACCGGCAGCAGUCCCAGUGUGGCCUGUAGACUGAGCGCUGGAGGAGCUGGAUGGCAUCAGGAGCUUAUCCUCAUACAGAUUGGGCUCUGAGGGAUGAAUAGUUGAAUCCUUUACAUGGGAAUUCUAGCAUCUUAUGUAAACACGAGCAAAAACAGCCAGGCUGUAUCCUGUGACAUCAUGGCACGUAUAGUUGAUAUUUGUCCUAGAUCAUAGCAGUGACGUGAAUUCUGUUUAAAGGCAGAAUCCUCCUAAACCACACUCAACCUCUUUUUACUUCUUGUUUCAAACUGAGAGGAUCACAGAGUGGACUGUUCGAGUGCCUGAGACAGUGUUGAGAACACUUAUUCCAUCAAUCUGUCAUGAAAUGGUCUGUAUGUGUUUACACAGCGGGGCUGAUCCAGGAGGAAAGGGUCGUAGUUUAUCCUGCAUUAUGUUAGAUUAUGAUGAUGGUAAACAGCUAUCAUCACAGUGUACCUGCACUGUCCACUGACCACUUUGUGAAACAGGGUGAACAGAAACAUUUUGAGCACCUCACAACCCUAUAGUGUUUAUAUAAUGAGGCGACUUUCAAAAUUGACUUAAAAUACAUAAAAAGUCAUCAGACGUUAAGCACGUGUUAUUAACAAAAAUUUAUUCUUGCCUUAUCCCACUGUGAGGUCUGAAGCCAGACUCAUAUUUCCACACACUUCUGCUUCUUUUGUUUUUGUUGGACUGCUGCCACCACUAGAUUACAUUUCUCACACUGCAAAGUGUAGAAAUGAAAGGGACAGUUUGGAUUUUUUGAAGUGGGGCUGUAUGAGCUACUUAUCUUUAGUCAGUGUAUUACAUACAGUAAAUGACUUUUAUCAGGCCCUCUGUUUGAAGAAGCAGACGGGAGUAGCACUCCAGAAGCCGAAAUGUGGCGUAAUACAGUGAGUAGCACAGCUGCACUUAAGCGUAGGAAUACAGAAGUUAAGCGGCUGAGAAAAUGUAGUGCUUAAGGGUAUAUACCGACUAUAGAUACCUUAAAACUUCAGUUAAUAGAAUGGGCCGUUAUUUGCUUAAACCCCUGAACUCAACAGGCUUAUAUUUUUGCGUCUCGUUUCCUGUGCCGGUAUCACUUCUUCUUUGGUGCUCAUGGUUUCAGUAAAAUGGACUGAAUAAUUCGUGGAGAAUCUUACUAAGCUAACCAUAUGUGUAGCAUGUCCAUAUUUACAACAGUUUCAGAAGCUAACCAACAUUAUCUCCUGUGGGUAUCCAAAAACCUGGUUUUAUACAUCCAAAAAACUUAAAAACUUAAAAAUGAACUGCAUGGUAACCGGGGCUCUAAUUGAGACAGGCCUUUGUUUUUCAAAAUGUGUAGCCACACCAGGCUAGUAAAAGAGACUGGGCGUCUAAUUGAGACUAGGCUUAUAUCAGAAGUUUUAUGGAAAGUACCUCAUACAGUCCCACUUCAAAAAAACAUUUAAAAUCAUGCUGAGACGUCCUCAGUAGAGUUUUUGAUUGAAAUAUUUAUGUUUUUUAACUGGUAACAAGGGGAACCUGACAGCAUAGUUAGCCUAGCUCGGUCAAAAGUCUCACAUUUCAAUAACCCCAAAGCUGUCUUAGUGGCAAGUUGUAUUUUAUGUAGUUAGCUAUGCAGUGAUAAAACAUAAAGAAUGUGAUAACAACAUCAUAGCCUUCCCUGCAUCCUUGAUCAAGAUAUUUCAAAUCAUAAAAAACAAGUUCUGUUUUCAUAUAUUUAUGCCAUUCUAAGGGCACAGUCACACAUGAGUGAAUGCAGGUGAGUCACUGUCGUCUGCUGAGGUGAUAUACAUGCUGAAUGUGGGCAGUGCCGGUAGAAAGCUAGCUUGGUAGCUAAUGUUAGCUAGCUUGUGAAUAAAUACCAUCAAAUUUGAUGUUAAUGGUACAUUUUCUAUUUUCUUAUGUUCAACACCUGUCUCCUGACUUACUGCCAGCCAAGUAGCAUCUCUCAUGUGGAUCGUCAAAAAUAAGCUCUUUGACAAACACAAGUUUAUGAGACUUAAAGGUUUUGUUUAGCAUGAUAAUCUUCACAG